This is a messenger RNA of Rana temporaria (common frog), 2474 nucleotides long. It is a transcript of the gene IPPK, whose product is annotated as inositol-pentakisphosphate 2-kinase. The record is from RefSeq and is a predicted model, not a curated record. The transcript has 14 exons. Gene Ontology annotation, cellular component: nucleus. Bases 200 to 1549 code for a protein of 449 amino acids. Gene Ontology annotation, molecular function: inositol-1,3,4,5,6-pentakisphosphate 2-kinase activity; ATP binding. Gene Ontology annotation, biological process: inositol phosphate biosynthetic process. NCBI's taxonomy places the organism in Eukaryota, Metazoa, Chordata, Amphibia, Anura, Ranidae.
UGGCGUGGUAAUGUGGGCGGCUCAAAUUGACGUAGAGAUGUAGUUUCCAGGCUGACUUGCAGCCGGGAGUUCCGCCUUAGACACAUUUGGCUGUGACAACGUGGUGGUCUUCUAUAGUGUAAUUUAAGCUUCUCGCUGUUUCAUAUCUCGCGGGAGCAGGCAUUGUCCUUCUAACUAUUUCGGACUGUUCACUCCGGUAAUGGAAGCGGAGAAGAUGGACGAAAAUGAAUGGGACUACCACGGAGAGGGAAACAAAAGCAUGAUUAUUGCUCAUAGUCAGAUGGUACAAAACACCAGAAAAACUCAAAAAAAAUCUUCCCUGACACCACAGAUCGGUGCUGGAGAUGCCAGAAAGAGAAAGAGGUGUAUUGUCCUAAGAUUCCUGAAGUUUCUACCACACAGAAAUCUGACAGCAGAGGAAGUCUAUCAGCAUUUGCACAACAUCCUAGAUUUUGGGAAGCAUGUCAUGAAGCAGUUUCUAGGAGAAAACUAUGUUCACCAUGGAGAAGUGGUUAAAUUACCUUUAGAUUUUCUGAAACACCUGUGUUUAAAAGUCCAGUCAGAGAGACCAGAAUUCCGGUGUGAAAAAGAGAUGGAUAUUAGUGGUUAUGCCAUGUGUCUUCCUAACCUCACUCGACUGCAGACCUUCCCAUUUAUUGAGGAUAGACCCAUAUUCUGCAUAGAGAUUAAGCCGAAAUGUGGUUUUAUCCCAUCUUCUGCUUACACCACUAAGGAGAUUAAGAAGAAGAUGUGUCGAUUUUGUAUGCACCAACAUUUAAAGGUUUCCAAAGGAAAAUGGAAGAGGAUUAGCAAAUACUGUCCGCUGGAUCUCUUCUCAGGACAUAAGCAACGGAUGCAUUUUGCUUUAAUGAGUUUACUUCAGGACUCUCAAAACAACUUAAAAAUAUUUAAGAAUGGCACAUUAAUUUAUGGCUGUCGGGAUGACCAAGAAUAUCUCUCAGACCUAAAUGAACUUGCCCACCACCUGAAGCCAUUUUUCUUAACAGCGGAUGGACUGGUUGCUGGACCCCAGUGCACAAAAAACAUUCUGAAGGAACUUAUACAUGUACUGACAAGCACACUGCUGAGCACCAGUGCUGACUCUGUGAGAGCAGGGAAAAUCAAAUCUAUUCCAGUGUCCCAGGGUAGGAAUUACUGUGAGGCCAGCUGCUUCUGUAUGGAUUUCCUCAGAAAUGGUAAACACAAAGCAGAGACCACAGGAUUACCUAAAGGAUGUAUUUUAUACAAGACCCUCCAGACUCAGAUGCUGGACAUGUUGGACAUUGAAGGACUGUACCCCCUCUACAAAAGGGUAGAGAAAUACUUGGAAGAAUGUCCAGAGGAAAGAAGCACACUACUGUUGGAUGGACCUUAUGAUGAGGCGUUUUUUGAAAAGCUUAAGGAACUGUCUGUGGAAGACAAUGGCAGUAUAGAGUAUGCAGUUACUAAGAUUCAGCAGUACAGAGUGGCCAUGACAGCUAAGGACUGCUCCAUAAUGAUUGCCCUUUCUCCCACAAUACAGGAAGAACGGAAGGAAUGUCGUCUAUAAGAUCAGCUAAAAACACCCAGGUAUCUGCUGCAAAGUUGGAGCGAUCUAUACAACCUUCAUCAAACUCACCAGCUAAAGGUCAGUUACCUACAGCCACAGCUCAACUUAAGCCGCAGAUGGGGCCGCCACUUGACAGAAGGAGCCAUGGCCAAACAGCUGUAAAACCUACUAGCACUACCAGUACUACCAGUACAACAAGCUUCAAAAACGUGAGUACUAAAGGGUCGGGGGGUGAGGCAUCCGGGACUAUAAAUACACCGAUAACUACUGUAUCAUCAGGUGAAACGGACCCCCCCCCAUAGUUGACCCGACAACAGAAGGGGAACCCACUUUAAGAGAAGUACUUUCUGCAGUUAACUUAUGUAAGGACUAUAUGGUCAACUUUGACACCCAGUUAAAGUGCUUAAAGGAAGAAUUGUUAUCCAUGAGUCAGGAGCUACACAGGACUGUUGUAAGAACGAAUGCUCUAGAGGAGAGGUUAAGCGUGGUUGAAGACAUACUGGUUCCACUGCAGGGGGAACUCAAAGGGCUACAGGAGCUAACGGACCUCCAAGCGGCUAAGUUAGAUGCAAUGGAAAACAGACUUCGGAGAAAUAAUGUGAGAGUGGUAGGUCUCCCAGAGCAAUGUGAAGGCACAAAUCCCAUCACCUUUAUGGAGAACUGGUGUAGGGAAAUUUUUGGCUCCGAUAGUUUUUCACCCUUUUUUUCCAUAGAAAGGGCCCAUAGGGUCCCCUUUAAAAUACUCCAGCAAGGGAAGUAUCCAAGGCCUAUGCUACUAAAACUGCUUAAUUACACUGAUAAGAUGACCAUGCUGCAAAAAGCUAGAGAGCUGGGGGACAUUACAUAUAACGGAGCAAGAGUCUCAAUAUACCCCGAUUUCUCACCAGAUUUACAAAAACGAAGAGCUGAGUUCAUGCCAAUUAAC